This is a messenger RNA of Lingula anatina, 557 nucleotides long. RefSeq names its product SH2B adapter protein 1. Gene Ontology annotation, cellular component: plasma membrane. NCBI's taxonomy places the organism in Eukaryota, Metazoa, Brachiopoda, Lingulata, Lingulida, Lingulidae. Gene Ontology annotation, molecular function: transmembrane receptor protein tyrosine kinase adaptor activity. The record is from RefSeq and is a predicted model, not a curated record. Gene Ontology annotation, biological process: intracellular signal transduction.
GUUUUUUGCAGGCUGACAGGAAUUUAGAGUAUGUGUUUGAGACUUGCAGUGCAGCAGACAUGCAAAUGUGGCUAGAAGAUAUCAAAGAAAGCAUGGGCCCAAACAACAGAAAUGGUCGCAGCUUGCCAAGUCUCCAACCUUCAUUACAUGAAGUUUCUGAUACCACACCAAUAUUAUACAAUGACCACAGGCUGUCUAGAGGCAGUGAUGUUAGCAGUGACAAUCCCCCAGAACUGCCACCAAGGACACCUACACGUGUGGGAGAUGGGGCACACCCACUUCACCUGUCUAGAAACAGUUCAGGAGACAUGGCUGGAUCACCUAGGUCAGAGAGUGGGUUUGGAGAAUUUAUAGCAAGAGAGCCCCUUGGGCCUGAUUGUUAUGUGGAUCAACAGCUUCGAGAGUACCCCUGGUUCCAUGGUACCCUAUCUCGCAUGGAGGCUGCCCAGCUAGUGUUACAACAUGGGGCUGAUGGCCAUGGGGUGUUCCUGGUUAGGCAGAGUGAGACGAGGAAGGGGGAAUAUGUCCUAACUUUCAACUUCCAAGGAAGAGCUAAG